AUGCUGACCCUCCAUCGACACACGGGCCGCGUUUUCCGUCUGCAGUUCGACGACUUUCAGAUUGUCUCCUCCUCCCACGACGACUCCAUCAUCAUCUGGGACUUUGUCAGCCCGACCGUCGGUCAGGAGGAGUGCGACGAUGGCUUUGCAGACGCGCCCUGGUGUGGCCAGGCGAUGCACGGUGGUGCCCACCAAAGUACAAACCCGGUGAACUUAUCCACUACCAUGACGAGUGAGCCACAUGAUAACACAAUGGGUACUGGGGACAAUGAACACGACUCUGCCUCUCAGGAUAACGGAAGCAUGCCACGGGGUUUUUCGCAGCAACAUGAGCAAUUAGAGCGACGACAACCGCACCUCGAGUUCAUUGGCACCAAUGGUGACCGCACGAAUGACCUUUCAUCCUCUUCACCCUCGCCAAACCAUGCGCACUGA
This is a messenger RNA of Dibothriocephalus latus, 435 nucleotides long. NCBI's taxonomy places the organism in Eukaryota, Metazoa, Platyhelminthes, Cestoda, Diphyllobothriidea, Diphyllobothriidae. The record is from the annotation of a GenBank genome assembly.